CGGAGGAGGAGGAGGGAAUGGAGGAGGCGGCGGAAUCGUUAACAAGGGUCACACAUGUGAGAAGGAUAACUUGUCUGAUAGUGGUUUUGAAAUAAAUGACGAUUGUUCAGAUGUGACCAAAACACCAAGACUGCAUGGCGGUGACGGAGUGCCAACGUUAAAUUUAGACAAAAACAGUGUAUCGAGUUUCGGAGGAAAAUCCGCUGCGUCGAAUAAUCCAUCUGCUGUGGGUAACGAUUGCAACAACAAAAAACCGCCCGACUCGCCGCAAUCGCCAGCGCGUCUCUGCAACAACACGUAUGCCGCCUUCAAGCGUGGCACUGUCGUUCGCGGAAUCCUCUGUCCCUCCAUGACAAAUUCAUUCCGACAACCGUCUCUCGAAAAGUCCUAUCUCACGUAUACGCAUCGACAACGCCAAAAAUCCCUAAUUAUCGUAAAUGUGGUCGACUUAAUCCUGAAAAUCGUAUUAGCUUUCAUAAAUAUCUGGCAAGUCAGCAGUAAUGAUGAUCCAAUCUCGCCGGAUUCCGUUACGUGGACUAUCAGUUGUAUUAUUGCGAAUUUGGGAAUUUGCAUGUUGGGGUUGUGGAAAUGUUUUGCCAAUAAUUAUCUACAUUGGGCCAGCACGUGUACAUGGCUGUUGCUGAAUUUACAAGGUUUCGUUGGUUCUGGCUUAGGAUUCGCGAGUCGUGAAUAUCUCGUGUGGUACGUGCUUUUUAUCGUCUUCGUACCUUACGCAAUGCUUCCCCUUCCCCUAAAAUGGUGCGUAAUAGCUGGAUCAACAUCUUCAAUUUGUCACCUGUUCGUUACGAGUUUAGCAAGACUAUUAGAUCCGGCUGUGGAGUCGUGGUGUGUGAUGAAGCAAUUUAUAGCGAAUUUUAUCCUUUACUCGGCAAUUAAUUUCUCGGGCAUGUACACGAAAUACUUGACGGAUCGUGCACAACGGCUCGCAUUCAUUGAAACGCACAAAGCGAUGGAGCACAAAAAGGAAUCGGAAAAGGAAUAUCAAAGGACACAAAAGUUACUGGAUUCAAUUUUGCCAAUGUUCGUGAACAAUGACAUACGCAAAGAAAUGUACAAAAAUCCCGACGAAACGCAUCCCGUGGACUCGCAAUUCAAAAAGUUGUACAUUUACCACAUGGAGAACGUAAGCAUCUUGUUUGCGGACAUCAAGGGAUUCACAGAGCUUGCCAGCAAGACGUCUGCCGAGCAAUUAGUUAAGAUAUUGAAUGACCUUUUUGGUCGUUUCGACAAAAUUGCCGAGGACAAUCACUGCUUGCGUAUCAAGCUAUUAGGAGAUUGCUAUUACUGUAUUUCCAUGUUUGACAUGCAAACAUUCAAGCCGAGGCCGGAUCAUGCUGUGUGCAGUGUGGAAACGGGUUUGCACAUGAUACAGGCAAUCAAAGAUGUGCGAGAUAAGACAAAAGUGCGCGACUUGGAUAUGCGAAUUGGCAUCCAUACAGGCAGCGUGAUGUGCGGCGUUUUAGGAGACAAAAAAUGGCACUUCGAUGUGUGGUCAAACGAUGUCAUCAUCGCGAAUCACAUGGAAUCUGGCGGAAUACCUGGACGAGUUCACAUCUCGAAAGCAACACUCGAAUGCCUCAACAACACGUACGACGUCGAGGAUGGCGAUGGCGGAAGUCGCGAUAGUCAUUUGAAGGAAAACGGCAUCAAAACGUAUCUCAUCAAGCGAACGGAACCGUUGCGGUCUCGCAAAAGUGUGCGACAACAAGUGCUGACAUUUGACAGGGAAAAGCCACAACGUUAUGUCGAUCCAAAGGUAACCACGCCAAAUCAUCACGAGCCACAGCAGCACUCGUCGUCGUCAUUCGCGCACAAUGGACAUCAAUUAAUUAAGAGAAUUUCACGCUCUAUUAUCCAUGAUAAUAGUCGCGAUGAAAGAGACGAGGAUUUCACUGGUGAAUGGACGCCUGAAGUACCCUUCACGAAUUUGAAUAAAAAAGCCGAGAGUGAUGGAGAUGAUAAUACGGUUGAUAUUUCGCCAGAAGAAGAGGUUGACGAACUCAUCGACCAAGACAUCCAAAUAAACUCCAACAAACACAUGCGAGACCAAUAUUUGAACGCAUGGACUUUACGUUUCAAAGACGACACACAAGAGAAAAGUUUCUGCCAGCUGCGCGAAGACAUGUUCCGCUCCAACAUGCUUUGCGUUUUUGCCAUGUGGAUCUUUAUCGCAUUGUGUCAAGCCGUCAUUAUUCCGCGGUGUGCCAUUCACAGCAUUUCCUUAGGCACCACGACGUUCAUUCUCGUCUUUUUCUUCGUGCUCGUGAUGGCGGAGGAGUAUCAGUUUUUGCCGAAUUUCUUUCGCAAUUAUUCACGAAUGUUGAUUCAUCAUCGAAAUUCUCGCACAAUUUUUGUGUGCAGCGUGAUUUUUCUGAUGUCAGCUGCGAGUACAAUGGGCUUGAUAAUGUGCAAUUUUGUGGAUCCGACGACGAUUUCCGUGGAUGGCAGUGUCGAUAACGCGAUUAAAGUCCAUUUCAAUGGGCAAGAAGAAACACGUGGCAUGCCCGUCAUCGAUAUAAAUGUAUCUAUUGUUCCGUCGUCGAUGCAAAACAAAAGUAACGCAAGUCCCAUCAAUGCGAUAAUAACGAGUGACCAAGAGAAGGAUGGUAUCGUGACAAAGGACGAACACACAAAACCGUCUGAAAUCGGAUUAUCCUCAUUUAAUUUGUUUUUGGGGGUGACAAACGACACAAAAUUACCCAUUGACUACCAAAAUUGCGUUCAUCCGGAAUAUGUGGUCUUUAGUUGGGUGCUCUGUCUUAUCGCCCUCGCUGCGGCACUCAAACUCUACUACUUGGUCAAGUUUUUCAUGGCAAUCAUGAUGGUUUGCUGCAACGCCAUUCUCAUUCUCUUCGUUUUUCCCGAAGAUUUUAAUCAGUUUUCGUACGAUUUCGAGGUAAAAUGUCUCGGCAUGCCACUUUCGGCGCAAAUGUUGGUUCUUUUGGGCAUUUUUCUGAUCAUGGUGACGUAUCACGCGCGUUUAAUUGAAGUUACGGCCCGUUUGGACUUUAUUUGGAAGGAAAAGGCGGAACGCGAACUCACAAAUACCUCGCACAAUCGACAGUUGAACGACUUGCUCAUCAAGAAUAUUUUGCCGGAUCACGUGGCGCAGCGAUAUUUGCACGCGGAUUGCAUCGUUAAGAAGGACGACUUGUACUCGAACACGCAUCGCAUGUGCGGCGUACUGUUUGCAUCGAUACCCAACUUUCAGGAUUUCUAUUCGGAGGACAUUGAGAAUGGGAAGGCGUGCAUUCGGGUGUUGAACGAAAUUAUCUGUGAUUUUGAUGGGCUGUUGGAGGAUACGAGAUUUGUGACGGUAGAGAAGAUAAAAACUAUCGGGUCGUGUUAUAUGGCAGCCUCGGGAUUGUGUGUCGAUGUGAAAUCCGAUCCGAAUAACACGGAGGAGGAUGCGGUUUGUGAUUUGGUUGAGUUUGCAAUUGCUAUGAGGCAAAAGUUGCGGGAAGUGAAUCGAGACGCCUUCAACAACUUCCAUUUAAAAACGGGCAUCAGCAGCGGUCCCUUAGUUUCGGGCGUCAUCGGUGCUUCCAAGCCUGUUUUCGACAUCUGGGGUGACACCGUCAACAUCGCAUCUCGCAUGUACUCGACAGGUGAAAUUUGGAAAAUCCAAGUACCCGAAUACACGGCACAACUUCUCUCCGCCAAGGGAUACGUUUGUGUGUCUCGUGGCGAGAUUCCCGUCAAGGGCAAAGGUGUGAUGAAGACAUAUUUCGUGUACGACAAAGGCUCGUCCAUUUCGCAGAUCACGUCGCCCGACUUCAUGGCGCCAUCGGGCAUUCCGUCGGCAAUUAGUCCAACGCCGAGCGCUUUGCAGCGUCAAACGUCGUCGCAUGGAUCGUUGGCGGCCGUCGUUAUGGGCAUCAUGCAGGCAACAAAACAUAAUUCAAUGAACGUCACUCCAAGCGCAACCCCAUCUCCGAGACCAUUAAGUCGCAGGGGAAGCCAGUUCAGCUCGAUGAGGUUGUCCCAGCAGAAAGCCACGUUUAAUCCCGUUCGGCGAUACACAACGCGAGACAAAGCACGAAGUUUAUAUUCGAAGGAGAAGAGAAAACAUGACAGCAAUUCACUAACUCCUGACUUGGCUGUGUUCGCAGACUUCAAAGGUUUGCAGAAGAAUGGAAUAAAUUCGAAUCAAUCGCCCACAUAGCUGUAAAGCAACCUUGUAGUUCACAACUUUUAGACAUUUUUAACCGAAUUUGACAUUUUUGAACCAUAGAGCAUCAAUGUUAGCGACAUAAUAUUUGAUUUUCCCACCCAAGACUGGAAAAAAAUUUAUAAAAUAAUAAAUAAAAAUGUUGUCAAAAUAAUUGUUAGAAAUUUUAGAAAUUAAAAAAAAA
This is a messenger RNA of Culicoides brevitarsis, 4376 nucleotides long. It is a transcript of the gene Adcy8, whose product is annotated as adenylyl cyclase 78C. The record is from RefSeq and is a predicted model, not a curated record. Gene Ontology annotation, molecular function: adenylate cyclase activity. The transcript is spliced from 17 exons. Lineage: Eukaryota; Metazoa; Arthropoda; Insecta; Diptera; Ceratopogonidae. The coding region runs from base 350 to 4186 and encodes 1278 amino acids. Gene Ontology annotation, biological process: cAMP biosynthetic process; intracellular signal transduction; adenylate cyclase-activating G protein-coupled receptor signaling pathway. Gene Ontology annotation, cellular component: plasma membrane.